This is a messenger RNA of Paramecium primaurelia, 2103 nucleotides long. The record is from the annotation of a GenBank genome assembly. Lineage: Eukaryota; Ciliophora; Oligohymenophorea; Peniculida; Parameciidae.
AAUGAACCCGCCACCUGGAUUAUGUGAUGAUGAUGAUAAUCAAAUUGGCCCACCUCCUGGCAUUGACAUACCACAGAAGAAGAAGUUUCAUGUGAAUAAAAAACAGAGUCAAUAGUUUUAAUAGACUUCAUUGGAAUCAUUAAAUUUGGAAUUGAAAGUCACUGUUUAAGAUUAGCAAUUCGAUCAAGUAAUGAUAUUCUGAGCAAUUAGAUUCCAAUUAGCGAUGAUUAUUUGGAGCCUUCUAUGAAUAACCUGAUUGCAUUUAAUGGAUAUUUAUGUGACACAUCUGGAGCAGAUUCAUUAGCUAUUUGGGAUAAGGAAAUGAAAUUGAAAAAAGAAUACAAGGGAUUAAUAGAGAACAUGCCUUAUUAAAUGGUGGCAGUUCAUGAUAAGAUCUAUUUAAUAUUUGGAGAUAUUUUAAUGAUGGUUGAGCCAGAAACAAAUAAAAAGACAAUCUUGAUUGAAUAAGCACUAACAGCAUUUUGUGUAUCAGAUCAUCCUAAUCCAAGGUAGUGUCAUAUACAUACCUAGAAUUAUAGGUGUCUAAGAUGGGGAACUAAUGUUAUGGAGAACGUCCAAUUUUGGAAAACCAAAUCAAAUGGAACCCAAAUAUAAUAAUUUUGAACCAAAAACCAAAAAAAUGAUUGAAUUAUAAAAAGUACUUUCAGAGAAAUUUGAUGAUUGUGAUGAUUUACUUAUGCUACAAAAUGGAUUAGUGUUCGGCAAAUAGAAAAAGGUAGGUGAAGUCUUCAUAAUAGAUUUUGUUAAUGAUUAAUUGGAAGAAUUAUAAACUACAUAUGGUUGUGCAGUGACAUGUUGGACACCCAUUUCAUAUGAUUCAGUUGCAUUUGCUUCUAAUGGUUAGAUUGUGAUUACUAAAUUCUAAUCUAAUAAAUAGGCUGUAGUUUAAAUUAUCCUGAAUUCAUCAAAAGAUGACAUUCAUCAUGGUUUAUGUUAUACUAACAAUCAAUUAUUUUCAAUCAGUAAGAAUGCAGUAGUGACUAGUUGGAAUAUCGUAUUAGGAACAAAAACCAAGACAUUUGAAGUCAAGUUUUGUCCAGGUGUUUAUUCUCUUAUUACAAUGAAUUAAGAAAUAAUAAUUGCUGAACACAAAGUUAAGAAGGAUUUUAUUUUGUUGAAUACUAAUUUAGAGAAACAAUUUUUUUACAAAGCUAGAGUAAAAUAAGUUUUACAUUGUUGUUCAAGUCCCAAUCAAUAAUUUUUGGCUGUUGUUUAAAAGUGUGGAUUACUUUAUGAUGAAGAAGUGAUCUUUCAUAUUGAAAUAGAAAUUUAUCCCUUUGACAACAAAUUAGAAUUCUAGAGAAGAAAGGAAAUUGACAAUCUUGAGAUCAAGACUGUAAUGUUUCUCACUGAUUCUACUAUACAAUGUAUUCUCAAGAUCUCUAAGAGUGUUUAUCCUCUCCUUGUUAAAUGGAACUUUAUAACUAAUGAAUACAGCGAAUCAGAAAUGCUGGUUGAAAAAUAUAAAAGUUGUCAAUUAUAUCAGAAUCGCUCUGUCUUUAGUUAUGAUUUUCAUAAUCCUCCUUCCCAAUAAUUUAAUCUCUUUGCACCAAAAAGAGUAGAUGAUCAAAAUCAAAGUACUGGCAUAAGUGUCUAUGAUGAAAACAUAAAACGUUUAUUGAAGGUUUAAUUUUAAUAGUAAUUUAAUGCUGACGUUUAUGGGAUGCCUACUCCAGAUUUAUUAUAUGUUUUAAAUAAUAAAAAUUAGAUUGAGGUUUGGGAUGUAGUAACUUUUUAAUAAGUUUAGAAAGGUAUAUUUAUCAAUUUUGAUUAAUAGCUGAUUGUAGGCCAAGCAUUAUUAAGUAAAUAAGAUUCUCUUAAUAGUAUUUAUUUUUAAAUGCUCAAUCUGAAUGGAUCAUAAGAGAUUUGAAAUUAGCGUAAAUUUGUAAAACUAAAGGAGACAUAAUUAACAAGUGUCUAUUUUUAGAUAAAAAAUGUGUGAUUAACUAAAAAUAAAACUUAUAUGAGUGGGAUUUAGUGAAUAAUCAAUGCAAAUAAAUUCCACUAUUUAAAGUUUAUGACUUUUGCAUUAUUUAAGAUAAGAUACUAGCAAUUGGUGAGUCAACUAUAAAGUUAAUUUGA